Ahaetulla prasina is the source of this 2369-nucleotide messenger RNA. RefSeq names its product golgi membrane protein 1 (gene GOLM1). The record is from RefSeq and is a predicted model, not a curated record. NCBI's taxonomy places the organism in Eukaryota, Metazoa, Chordata, Lepidosauria, Squamata, Colubridae. Gene Ontology annotation, cellular component: Golgi apparatus.
CUGGCUGCAAUUCUUCCCUGGAAAUCUGUAACUUUAAGAUGGUCGGGCUAGGAAACAGUCGUCGUGGGAUAAAAUCACCUCCUCUUCUAGUAGCAGCACUUGUGGCUUGUAUAAUUGUUCUGGGAUUUAAUUACUGGAUAGCAAGUUCCCGUAGUGUCGAUUUGCAGAAUCGUUUAAUGGAACUAGAAGGCAGAAUGCGCAGGGCAGCUGCAGAAAGAGGUGCUGUAGAAAUGAAAAAGAAUGAAUUCCAAGGAGAACUAAAGAAACAGAGGGAACAGAUUGACAAAAUCCAGUCUAUGCAUGAUUUCCAAAUAGAAAAUAUCAACAAAAUACACAGAGGUGAAAAGGAAAUAUUAUUAAAUAACAUCACAAUAAAUGAUCAACUGAUCCACAAUCUUCAAGAGAAUUUGAAAAAAUUCCAGAGGAAAUGUGAGAAGCUUCAAUUAGAUGCCAACAGAUUUCAGAACAAUCAGACAAACCUCCAGAGAAAAUUUUCGUUGGACAUGUCUAAGUGUCUAAGUAAGAUGGAGGAACUGAAGGAACAAUGUGAAGAAAAGCUAAAAGCAUCACCAGAAGAUAGCAAGAUACAGCAAGAAAAGAAAAAAGAACUUACUACAAAUAUAUCAGAAAAAACCCAAGCCAAUAUACAGAUGCAGAAUUUUGGAGAGACAGAGAUUGAUCAUCAUGAUCUGACAAAUCAGGAAAGUGAACUUGAGGAAAAAAACAUGCCUAGUGAGUCUGUGAAAUUAGUUUCAAGACCAGUAUCUGUACUAAACAAAGAAGAAUUGAAUCAUCAUAGAGAAAAAGGAACCAGUGAUGUUCCUAAUGAAGAGUCCAGGAAAAAGGAGGUUCUUCUCAAUCAAGGCCACCUACAAAUACCUUCUAUUUCUAGCAGAGAUCAUAAAGCACUUCCUCCCAAACCAGAACCAGAGCUGAGUCACCAUGAGAAAAUUAGAAAUGUACUUGGAGAAGCUUCAGUAGAAAGUCAGACUAGCAAAUUCUCAGAACUCAUAGGCCACCAAAAUGUCAAUGCAGCAAACGAAGUUGAAGAAAUUGAACGAGAGGAACUCUUAAAUGAUGACUUGCAGCAGGAUGACCAGGAAACUAAUAAAAAUGGUGAACUUGAAAUUAAAAGAGUGGGCCAGGAUAAUAAAGGUACCGAUUACAACUUAGAUACAAAUGAGGCAGAAUCCGAAACAGAUAAGCAGGCUGCUCUCAUUGGCCAGCAUAAUAGCUUCAAUGUUCAAAAUUUGGAAGAUCCCAAAAUGGAAAAUCGCUUAUUUAAGCUCAAGGGAGCUCAACAGCAGAAAUUGUGAACAGCAAUUUUAGUCUUCGACACUUGCAAAACUAUUUAGGCAAGUCCACUCAAAACUUUUUCAAAAAUCAGGGGAUGUAAACCAGUUCUGAUUCCUCUCCCAUCAGGAAGAUUAUCUGCAGACUUAAUAGGCUGGUUUUACAUCUAUGAAUUACACUAUUCCAGUGUUGCAGGGUGGAAAUAAGCCCCUGAAAAUAUAUGAAAUCAACCUGUUACUCAGAUAAUAGGUAUAGUUUCUUUUUUGAAUCAUAACGGUAUCUACCACCUUAGAUACAAAUUGUCUUGCUCUAAAAAUUGAGACUAUUGCACAGACUGCAGCUUGAGAGAUACUGCUUGUCCUGCUUCUGUUCAGAUCUCUUCCAACAUCAUUAUUCUCAGUUUAUAAACCAAACUUACAAAGUCAGUUUUUAUACUUCUUUUCUACAGAAGCUUCCUUCAGAAAGAAAAUCUCUUAAGGAACUUAUUAAACUCCUUUAAGUGCUUUGCUUUGAGGGACCUGUCUAGUACAGUGGGGUAUGAUAUCAAGUAAAUGUGCAUAAAAGUGAGUUACAUAUCUACAUCUUUUUUAUUCAGACACUUUUCUUUUUUGAAUUGUAGGAAUGAUUUAAGUAUUAACCAAAUGCAGGGGAUUUCCUGCAUUUAUGUAAAAGAAGGCCUUACACAUUCCAGAAUUCUAAUAUACUAGAACAGCCAGCUAUGUACCUUAAUUUGUACAUGAAAAAAUGAAUCCCAAAUGUUUUGCUGCUUCAUACCAUAUCUUAUUUUGGUGUAAAUAAAAGAACUGCAAUAUCAUUUAGGGCAUGAUGCCGAUUUGCUGUCAACACUGAUUAUAGCACUUUAGCCCUGUUGAAGAGAACUAGAAUAGAGUAAGUGCAAUACGAUUAUUUUGUACGACAAAGAGAAGAUUUACAGAUUACUAUAGUAUUUUGUUAAAUGCAAAUACUGAGUUUAUUUUGAUUAAGUUCUUGAUUAUAAAAUAAGUGGGUUCUCAAGAGUUAUAAUUUGGUUGUGAGGUUACUAUCAAUAAAAUACUCCACUCAUUGGGAACAGUGUC